UCAUUGAAUCCUCACAUCACGUGUAAGAUAUGUCGAGGAUAUCUCAUCGACGCCACCACUGUUACCGAAUGUCUUCAUACGUUUUGCAAGAGUUGUUUAGUGAAACACUUGGAGGAACACAACUCGUGUCCCACGUGUGAGAUAGUCAUACAUCAAUCACAUCCACUCCAAUACAUCAGUUUCGACCGCACAAUGCAAGACAUCGUCUAUAAGUUGGUCCCAAAUCUACAACAAAAUGAGACCAAACGAGAGCGUGAUUUCUACCGCCGACGCGGUCUUCCGUACCCGAAGGCCAACACCGAUAAGGUUUGCGAGAAAGAUGUCUACACUUUCCCCACAAACACGACCACCAAAGAGGAGAACAGCGAUUGUCACCGAAGCGACGAACAGGUGAACAUUCUUCUGGAGACCACCAAUCAAACCAAUCACAUGAAGUCUAUGAAACGCAAAUUCAUCCGAUGCUCAGCUCAGGCGACGGUCACUCAUCUCAAGAAAUUUGUGGCCAAAAAGUUGUUCAAUAAUUUAGAUCGUUAUAAAGAGGUUGAGAUAUUAUGUAACGAAGAGAUAUUAGGAAAGGAUCACACCUUGAAGUUUGUUUGU
This is a messenger RNA of Medioppia subpectinata, 600 nucleotides long. The record is from the annotation of a GenBank genome assembly. NCBI's taxonomy places the organism in Eukaryota, Metazoa, Arthropoda, Arachnida, Sarcoptiformes, Oppiidae.